AUGGAAAAACUGAAAGGCAACCAAGAGGCAGACACUGGCAAUACCAAUGGCAAUCGCAAUAGAAAUGCUAGUCCCAAUGCCAGGCCCAAUCCCAAUCCCUUCAAGCGGCCGAUGAAUGCGUUGCAGAAGCAAUGGUAUCGUGUACUGCUCGCCAGACGUGUGGGCUUCGGGCAAAGGCCUCCGCAGGAUGAAAAGGAGAUUACCUACUCUGACAUAUGCCAUAGACGCUAUGUGGCCGCUUUCCGGCGCUACAAUGAGCGUUUCCGCUGGGAAAUGUCAAUGCACGAGCAGAUGCAACGUUGCGCCAUCGACGCCAUGCGCGUUCACAGAACUUUUGCCAUAACGACCCUCUGGCUGCCAUUGCAUUCGAAGCGGGAAAUCAACUCGACGCUGGAGACCCUCGAAAAGGUUUUGACAGUUAAGGAAAGACGACGCCUCGAGGAGAUACUCAAACGUGGCGAAUCUCUGCGAACGCGACGUUGAGUCUCUGUCUUCAUCAUUGUGAGGAGAAACGCUUUCAAGAAUAGCACUUACACUUCCUCUACACCUGCUCUCUUUGCUAAACUUGAUUUUCAGUUUGCCAGACAGUUUUCACGUUUCGCAAAAUUGCUUUUUCUGUUGAUGCUUUAUCGUA
This is a messenger RNA of Drosophila innubila, 634 nucleotides long. RefSeq lists its product as uncharacterized. Bases 1 to 483 code for a protein of 160 amino acids. The record is from RefSeq and is a predicted model, not a curated record. The transcript has 3 exons. NCBI's taxonomy places the organism in Eukaryota, Metazoa, Arthropoda, Insecta, Diptera, Drosophilidae.